Molecule: messenger RNA, 1576 nt
Organism: Seriola dumerili (greater amberjack)
Lineage: Eukaryota; Metazoa; Chordata; Actinopteri; Carangiformes; Carangidae
Gene: cunh8orf76
Exons: 8
Coding region: 118-1083 (321 amino acids)
Molecular function (GO): protein binding
Source: RefSeq, a predicted model, not a curated record
GACUGUGUAAUCACGAGGGUGUAAACAAACGGUACACGAGCUGCAGUUACCUGUCGUUUUGUUUGUUUGUUUGUUUCAUAUUGAAAUUUGGGAAUUAAUGCUACUCUUCGGGUCCGGAUGGAGAUAUUAGGAAGCACGUUUGACGACUCUGUGUUUUCGGAGGCGAGAGACCGAGUCUGUGUGUCUCUGUCUUCUUACAACGCCAAACUGUGUGAACCAGAGUGGUUUUGUGAGAGUGUUGCCCUUGACACAGAUGAUUCUUUGGAGAAGCAGAAAGUUUAUAAGUUUAGAGGUGACUUGGCUUUGAGACAGGGGAACUAUCAGAAAGCCUUGGAAGCGUACAGCUGCUGCCUGGAGUGGAUCGCCGACAACAACUUGACCAUCAGAAGAGAUGUAUUGGAGGGAAUGUCCCGAUGCUGCACCAAACUGGGACAGAGAGACAGGGCACUGGAGUUGGCUGACUUACUGAGCAAAGAAGCCUCCAACACCUGUCACCUGACCAGCCUCCUGCUGCUUAAGGUCAGCAUCUACCAGCAUUUUGGAGCCAUAGGACCAAAGAUGUCAUCUCUCCAGCAACUGUGUAGCAUGCUUCCCUUCAACCCCUGGCACUGGUUCAACCUGGGCCAGAUGUGUCUGCAGCUGCUGGAGAACGACAGAACCGCAAGAUCCUGUUUCUCUAAGAGUUGUGAAUCAGCCGAAGAGCAGAACAAUGGAGAGACUGAGGAGCAACAGGAGGAGGCAGCAGAGCUCGAUGAGCAUAGAAUCCGACUCAAAGCUUGCACUUGCUUCAUCAGGACGAGACUCCUGUUGAAAAUCCUCCGGCAGCAGCAGUCCUCCUUUGUGCUGCAGCGCAGUGAAAGCAGCCUACGGGCGGCAGAUGAGGCGCUACAGCGGCUAAAUCCCGAAGAAUCAACGCUGCAGACGCUCACUGAGGUGAUGUCAGAGGACCUGAUCCCGGAGAAGAUGAGGGAGGACUACCAAGAUGGGGAGAGUCUGGCCAGUGUGUGCGUGCAGAGCUUCAGAGAGCGCUGGUGGAACAAGAUCUUACUGACUGGAGUGUUAGAGACUGACACAAAGUCCUGAUGUUGAAUGUUUACAGAGAAGAUGUCGGACUGAAGAACAUGCUGAAGAUGGUUCAGUCACUGUGUAGAUCAAAGAGUAACAGACACAGAGUGAAUGAAGUGAAAACCACAUCCUACUCCGAAGACAGAAGUGCACAUCAUGUCUGCCUUACUGAUGCCAGAAUAAGUCCCCAUACAUCUGGAGGUCAGAUGUUCUCUUUUAAUGCUCAAAAUCUCAAAACAAUAUUCAAAAGUAUGAAUCAGACUGUUCAAAUGUAACAGAAUUAUUCAUGUUCAGUCUUUCAUGUAACUGAAGCACACAGAGAGAACUGCAUAGUGAAUGUAGUCGUUGUUUGAAUGUUUCAUCCAAUUCCUACUGUGUGAAAUAUCAUGAAUGACAGUGACUCUGUUUGCUAUAGAAUCAGGAAACAAAGUGAGACGCUCGAAUCUUUUGAAUGUUCUGCCCGAAAUGUAACUUUUGCCUUAACAUGCUCAUAAAACAUGAACAUGCUGUG